This is a messenger RNA of Scleropages formosus (Asian bonytongue), 2728 nucleotides long. Its product is annotated as bisphosphoglycerate mutase-like. Gene Ontology annotation, biological process: glycolytic process. Gene Ontology annotation, molecular function: intramolecular phosphotransferase activity. The transcript is spliced from 3 exons. The record is from RefSeq and is a predicted model, not a curated record. The coding region runs from base 103 to 879 and encodes 258 amino acids. NCBI's taxonomy places the organism in Eukaryota, Metazoa, Chordata, Actinopteri, Osteoglossiformes, Osteoglossidae.
GUGUCAAUUAAAACGCGACCGGCUCCUGCAUGUUGUUGUUGGGUCGCAAUAUCUACGGACGGCGUUGAGAAGCGCGAUCGAUCAAGCCAAAAUCGCGUAAGGAUGUCCAAGCGAACGCUCUUCUUGUUGAGGCACGGAGAAGGUGCCUGGAACAAGGAGAACCGCUUCUGCAGUUGGGUGGACCAGAAGCUGAGCGAGGAAGGGGUAGCCGAGGCACGGCAGUGUGGCCUCCUGCUCAAAGAGCAGGGCUAUCGACUGGACGUGGUGUUCGCCUCGCUCCUGAGACGCUCUAUCCAGACCGCCUGGCUGCUGACCGAGGCCAUGGGUGACGAGUGGGUGCCGGUGGUCAAGUCCUGGCGGCUCAACGAACGGCAUUACGGCGCGCUGAUCGGGCUCAACAGGGCCGAGCUGGCACUGAACCACGGUGAAGAGCAGGUGAAGCUUUGGAGGCGGAGUUACAACAUCACGCCGCCUCCUAUCGAUGAGUCCCACCCGUACUUCUUUGAAAUAUACAACGACCGCAGGUACCGCACCUGUGACAUCCCUCUGGAAGAACUUCCACGUGCAGAGAGCCUGAAACAAGUGCUGGAUAGACUCUUGCCCUUUUGGUACGACGUCAUUGUACCAGAGAUCCAGAAAGGACGGACGGUCCUGAUUUCGGGUCAUGGUAACAGCUGCAGAGCUCUCCUCAAACACAUCGAAGGGAUCUCGGAUGACGACAUCGUUGGCGUUACUUUGCCCACUGGGGUGCCGAUUUUGCUCGAACUGGACAGUGACCUUAAAGCCACGAAGCCUCAUCAGCUCCUUGGGGACCAGCUGCAGAUUCAGGAAGCGAUUAAGAAAGUGGAGGACCAAGGCAAAGCUAAAAAACGGAAUUAAUCAGGUGUGCCUUUGUGCCAAGAGGUGCCGGAGUGCUUUCUUGGCGGAGAGACGGAUAAUCCUUUCAAACCCCCUGUUGCUUCAUUACGUAACAGCAAACGGCUCAUGGGAUUUCUCAUCGCUGAUACGAAAUGGGAAGAAGAGGUACACUGCUGCUGUAGUUUCACAGGGUGUCUGGGGAUUCAUGGAGUUUACACUGCUUCGUAGCACAAGUGUGCGAUUUUUUUCCAAUCACUUCACUUGCUCUUAGAAGGUCCUUUGCUGUGCAGAUUAUGCUAGAUGUGAUUUGACUCAAAAUAUAACCGAAAAUGGUUUGAACCAAGGUAUCCUGACAAGAGCCGAGCUACAAAAAUAUUAGAGUAUCACUAAACGUAAGACAUUAUUUUUUUAAAUGAUAGUGAGUGCUGGUACACGAGAGUUGAGAGGGUUUACAUAAUGUUCUAGACAGCCAAAGUAGAAAACAUGUUUUUCCUGACAGUUUAUAGAUCCACACAUUUUUAAAAGUAUUACUUACAGUAAAUUUUCUAGUCAAUCUUCAUUCCAGAUAAACAUUAAAAUCUUAAAAUUUUGUGUGAAAAUGCAAUGUACAUAGUCAGAUAGAUAAGAAUGAUCACUUAUACUAAUUUAUACAUUAUUUACAGGGUUCUAAAUAGAGUUUAUAGAUGCACAUAUAAAUCUUUACUUUUAGAAAGUCUAGAUAUAUCCGUGCUCUUGCAUUUUGUGUCGAUUUUAUAUGCUUUUAUUAUUUUCCUAAAAAGUAACCACUGUGACUUUGUGGAAUUGUCCUAUUUUGUAUUAUAAUGUGCCCUCAUGUUUAAGUUCUCUUCCUUAAUAGUGUCAGACAUCAGAGCAUAGCAAGGGACUUUUUACAUUGUACAGGUACAAGAUGUUGGAGCACUUGGACUGAUAUUAAGUCUAAAAAGUACUUUAUAGCACAAAAUCAUGCUGGUGUUAAUACACCUCUCUUAAAGCAGUCUUUCAUUAGUACUGUAAAGAUUAAAAUUAUCUUAAAUACAGUAUAUUGAUGUUUUAAGUAUAAUAGCAUAUUUUCUUUAGGUGUUUGUUUUACCAUGAGAAAACAGAAAAAACAGCCUUGACAUAGUUACAUUUUUAGCAUUCUUUUAUUUUUUCUGCAGGGAAAAACCAACAUUCAAGGCAGGGGUUCUGAACCCCCAUUUCUCUGCAGUAUAUGCAGACUUUUGUUGGAACUAGUGACCUUCAUAAAUCCUAAAUGUGCUAAUUUAAUUUCAAAACAUUAAUUUAAUUUCAAAUGUGCUUUUAUUUAAAAAAAAAAAUAGUUUUUUAUGUUUACGACAGUUAUCUGCUUUAAGUGUAAUAUGUUUCAUAAUGGGGGCAAGAAUAAAAGUCUGCAUUCCCUGUGGUUUACAAGGUCCGGAGCUGAAUACCUCUGUUCUGAAGCGCACACCUGCUGGUGUCAUGUGAAGAUGCUGUAUAGGGAAACACUAGUCUUAUGUACAUUCACAAUAAAGAAGCUUUUCUCUUUUGAAAACUGUGACCUUUAAAGAAAUGUGUGGGCUCAAGUCCAUUACGUAAGGGUUUGUACGUGAACACCACACCAACGUUUUGGUACAGGAUCUUGUGCUGCACAUGUGGGGCUACUUAAUUUGAGUUGGUUUGAAUGGAGUUCUAAAGCACUAGAAUGUGAACAUUUUAGCCCAGCUUUAUUUCAGUAGCCAGAAGGAGGAGCUACUGCAUUGUUUUAAGUCCAUAAGUGGACGCCCGGCUCGCUGCUGAACCUCUUUGCCUGCUUUCGCACUGUAUUCAUACUAACAAAACACUUUCUGCUGGAAAUUAGCAUGUUUAAAGGAGCUGGUGACAUUGACAACCA